CAGGCUCAACAUGGUGGGUCUGGGCGGUCGCUGAGAGGCCGGUGGAGUGACCGUUGAGCGGGCGGUUGGCUGCGCCGAGGGUCCGAGUCUGCGGUCCUCGGGAGGGACUCGGCUCCAGCACUGAGGGAGGCGGAGGAAGGAGCGGGCCAGGCCGGGCGGGCGGCCCCUCGCUUGAGCUCGGCGGGUCGGGCCGCUCUGUCGGCCGGAGCGAUGGCCCAGCGAGUGCAGUCGGUGCAGGAGUUUCUCCAAGACUCGUUCGUUCCUUUGGUGGCCGCGCUGUGUAGCGAGGAGGCGGAGAGGAUCACGCGCAAGAACAACCUGGGCUUCUGCGAGUUGGUGAAGCCCUUCUGCCGCCUCACCUCCGAAGUGCACAUGAGGGAUCCCAACAACCAACUACACAUAAUCAAAAACUUGAAAAUUGCUGUCAACAACAUUAUUACUCAGCCUCCUCAACCAGGAGCCAUUCGGAAGCUUCUCAGUGAUGUUGUGACUGUUAGUCAGCCUGCCGAAGGAUUAGUAGCUAAUGUGAUUACUGCAGGAGAUUAUGAUCUCAACAUUAGUGAUCGCUCAGUUAAAGCUAGUGUUCCUUGGUACAGUAGUUGGAAAGACACACUGAUGGGACUGAACACAUCCACGUUUUAUUCAGCUACAACUCCAUGGUUUGAGGCUUAUCGAGAGAGCUUUCUUCAGUCUAUGCCAGCAUCGGACCAUGAAUUUCUGAACCACUAUGUAGCCUGUAUGCUUGUCGUGUCAUCUAGUGAACCAGAACCUGUGGAACAGUUUCUAAAAUUAUCACAAGAACAGCAUCGAAUUCAACAUAGUAAUGAAUAUUCUUAUCCGAAAUGGUUUAUUCCAAACACACUCAAAUAUUAUGUGUUGUUGCAUGAUGUGAGUGUAGGGGAGGAACAAAGGGCUGAUUCAAUUUAUGAAGAAAUGAAGCAAAGAUAUGGGACUCAGGGAUGCUACUUACUUAAGAUAAAUUCUCGGGGGUCUAACAGAGGAGCAGAUGAACAGAUUCCUGAUCCUUGGAGUCAGUAUCUUCAGAAAAGCAAUAUCCAAGUCCAGGAAUCUUGUGAGGAUAGCUCUUAUACAGUAAUUUCAAAUAAGAAUACAGAUCACUUUAUACCACUGGAUGAUUUAGGAAAUGAUUCCAAAGUAGAUGGUUUGUCAAAUAACUUUAAGACUCACCCACUCCAGUUGGAUCACACUAGUGACAGUGGCUGCUUUGAUGGCACUGAUUAUCUAAAAUCAAAUGCUUCACUGCAUGAAUCAAAGAAGUCAAACACUGGGACACCACACGGCAUGUGUUUGACACUCACAGAUCAUGAUCGAAUUCGACAAUUCAUUCAGGAAUUCACUUUUAGGGGACUUCUGCCACAUAUAGAGAAAACGAUCAGGCAACUUAAUGACCAGCUAAUAUCCAGGAAGGGUCUGAGUCGGUCAUUGUUUUCAGCAACCAAAAAAUGGUUUAGUGGCAGUAAAGUUCCAGAGAAAAGUAUAAAUGAACUGAAAAGUACUUCUGGUUUGUUGUAUCCCCCGGAAGCACCAGAACUUCAAAUCAGGAAAAUGGCAGAUUUAUGUUUCCUGGUACAACACUAUGAACUGGCAUAUAGUUGCUAUCAUACAGCAAAGAAAGACUUUUUGAAUGAUCAAGCAAUGCUUUAUGCAGCUGGAGCACUGGAAAUGGCAGCAGUGUCUGCUUUUCUGCAGCCAGGAGCACCUAGGCCAUACCCUGCUCAUUACAUGGAUACUGCCAUUCAAACCUACAGGGAUAUCUGCAAGAACAUGUUGCUGGCUGAGAGGUGUGUGCUGCUUAGUGCUGAAAUAUUAAAAAGCCAAAGCAAAUACUCAGAGGCAGCUGCUCUCCUGAUACGUUUAACCACUGAGGAUUCAGAUCUUCGGAGCGCACUGUUGUUGGAACAAGCUGCACAUUGCUUUAUAAAUAUGAAAAGUCCUAUGGUUAGAAAAUUUGCCUUUCAUAUGAUACUGGCUGGCCACCGGUAUAGUAAAGCAGGACAGAAGAAGCAUGCUUUGCGAUGUUACUGCCAAGCCAUGCAAGUUUAUAAAGGAAAGGGAUGGUCACUUGCAGAGGAUCAUAUAAACUUCACUAUUGGCCGCCAGUCUUUUACACUUCGACAACUUGAGAAUGCUGUAUCGGCUUUCAGGCAUAUUUUGAUCAAUGAUAGUAAGCAAACUGCUGCUCAGCAAGGGGCCUUCCUCCGGGAAUAUCUUUACGUUUAUAGGAAUGUAAGUCAGCUGUCACCUGAUGAACCAUUACCACAGCUUCCUUUACCCUAUAUUAAUAGCUCUGCAACGCGAGUUUUCUUCGGACAUGACAGACGGCCAGCUGAAGGUGAAAAACAGGCAGCAACGCACAUAAGCCUUGACCAAGAAUAUGAUUCUGAAUAUUCACAACAAUGGAAAGAGCUUGAAGAGCAAGUUGUGGCUAUCGCUAACAAAAGCGUUGUACCGUCAAAUUUUCAGCCAACACAGUAUUGUCUGAACAAAUACUCAGAUAAUUCUAGGUUUCCACUUGGUGUAGUUGAAGAACCAAUUACUGUGGAAGUAGCUUUUAGAAAUCCACUGAAAGUUCCACUUCUGUUAACUGACUUAUCACUGCUUUGGAAAUUCCAACCAAAGGAUUUCAGUUCAAACAAUAAUGGAGAAACAAAGGAACUAAUAACAAGUGGAAAAGAUAUGAUUGGAGCUGAAGUAAUAUCAGAAUUUUUGAUUAACAGUGAAGAAACAAAAAUGGCAAGACUAAAGCUCUUUCCCCAUCAAACAGGGGAGCUACACAUUCUGGGAGUCGUUUACAAUCUUGGCACUAUUCAGGGUACUACAGUGCUAGAUGGAAUAGACACUUCGGUGGGAUUGCAAGCAGGAAAAUAUAUUCCUAAUGGAACAUCAGUUCGAGGCCGACAAGAUUUGGAAAUCCAAGGCCCUCGCCUAAAUAACACAAAGGAAGAGAAAACAUCUAUUAAAUAUGGACCAGAUCGCCGUUUAGAUCCCAUUAUUACUGAGGAAAUGCCUUUACUAGAGGUAUUUUUUAUUAACUUUCCAACUGGGCUCCUUUGUGGAGAAAUCCGAAAGACUUAUGUAGAGUUUAUGAAUGUAAGCAAGUGCCCUCUGACUAGACUGAAAGUUGUCUCUAAACGACCAGAGUGUUUUACCUUUGGUGGCAGCAGUAGCAUUUUAACUCCAUUAAGUCCAUCAACAUCCGAACAUUGCAGCGCUUACAAGACUGUUCUGAAACAUUCUACCUCUGUAUGUUCACUGAUGUCUUCAGCUUCUUCUGUAGACUUUGGGGCUGGAACAGGAAAUCAAACGGAAGUGAUAGAUGUUCCACUUCCUGACUCCGUUCUCCUCCCUGGAGCUUCAGUACAGCUACCUAUGUGGAUACGUGGGCCAGACGAAGAAGGCGUUCACGAAAUACAUUUUUUAUUUUACUAUGAAAGUAUUAAAAAACACACAAAAAUGUGUCACAGAGUAUUAAGACACACAGCAGUUAUUUGUACCAGCCGAUCACUGACUGUACGGGCUACUGCAUAUCGAAGUAAUGCUCUUGAGGAUGAAAAAGGUGAAGGUGACAAUAUGCUAGUGUUUGUGGAUGUGGAAAAUAUCAAUACUAGUGAAGCUGGUGUAAAAGAAUUUCACAUAGUACAAGUGUCUAGUAACAGUAAAAACUGGAAGCUGCAGGAAUCCAUAAAUCUCUCUGAAGACAAAGAUAUUAAGCUGGCUAACAGAGAGAAAGGAAAGCUGUGCUUGAAAGCUGUAAGAUGCAAAAAUUUAUUAGAUAAUUAUACAUUUGCAGAUAUUAUUUUUGGAAAUGAACAGAUUAUCAGUUCCACCAGUCCAUGUGCAGAUUUCUUCUUCCGAAGCUUACCAUCUGAAUUUAAAAAGACUCAAACACAACAUACUAUGCAUGCUUCACAAGGAAGUGCAAAACAGUCUCUUGACAAUGCUGUCAGACUGAUACAGAAAUGUAGCGAAGUGGAUUUGAAUAUCAUUGUACUUUGGAAGGCAUAUGUUAUAGAAGAUAACAAGCAACUGAUAUUGGAAGGCCAGCAUCAUGUUGUGCUUCAUACAGUAGGAAAGGAGGCAUUUUCUUUCCCACAAAAGCAGGGUUUUAAAAAAAUACUCGGGAAUUCUGACUGGGAAGACUUGGAGCAGGAGUCUCCAGAUAUGGUUCUCUUCAACUUUUUCCGGCCAGAAUCCACAUCAGUACCGGCAAAGCCAUCUCUAGAUCACCUGUCUAACCUUAUUAAGACUAGUCUUCAUUAUCCAGAAACAUAUAAUCACCCAUUUCAUCAGAAAAGCCUUUGUGUAGUCCCAGUCAUUCUUCUACUUUCAAAUUGUUCUCAGGCUGAUGUCGAUGUGAUCAUAGAUCUGCGACAUAAAACAACAAGUCCAGAAACACUUGAAAUUCAUGGCUCAUUUACCUGGCUUGGGCAAACCCAAUACAAACUUCAGUUGAAAAGCCUGGAGGUAUCUAGUCUGCAGUUAAAAGCAUGCUUUGUUCAUACAGGAGUUUAUAACCUUGGAACCCUGCGAGUAUUUGCCAAGCUUUCGGACCAAGUUACUUUGUUUGAAACAAGUCAACAGAACUCAAUGCCAGCACUGAUUAUCAUUAACAGCAUUUGAGUUGCUGCAGGAUUAUCUCAGAAACCAAAAAAAACAAAAGAACCCUGUUUAUUUACUGUAUUUUUUUUAACUUUGCAACCGUGACAUCUGACUUGUGUAAAAGAUGUAGAUAAAAUACUAACGUUCUAAGACUGCUUGUCUACUUCUGUUUCAUAAUGCCAGGCACGUUGGAUUUAAAGUUGAUAUCCUUUUUCAAGUAUUUCGUAUGUUAAACAGAAGUACUCCUAGCAACUUUGGCUCUUCAUAACAGAACUGGGAAAUCCUUGUAUACCACCGACUCUUGUCAAAAUACAGCUUUACUGCUGUGGAAACAUUACAGCAUAUGUUAAUAUUUGUGGCUGUAUUAGUCAACUUAGGACAAAGACUUUUGUUGGCAUUUUUGCUCUAAAGCCAUCUUGGUAAUUCCAUUGUUUCUGUGAAGUCCACUAGGAUAUAAAAUAUGAAGCCUAUCCAGUUUAUUUUUACUUUAAAAAAUUAAGUUGGGGUUUUUUCAUGUUCCGAUAGCUGGUUCUUCUUAUAACUUGCACAUAACUCCAACUCAAUAUUUUCAAAUAAUU
This is a messenger RNA of Gekko japonicus, 5198 nucleotides long. RefSeq names its product trafficking protein particle complex 8 (gene TRAPPC8). Gene Ontology annotation, molecular function: protein binding. Gene Ontology annotation, biological process: protein localization to phagophore assembly site; endoplasmic reticulum to Golgi vesicle-mediated transport. Bases 211 to 4641 code for a protein of 1476 amino acids. NCBI's taxonomy places the organism in Eukaryota, Metazoa, Chordata, Lepidosauria, Squamata, Gekkonidae. The record is from RefSeq and is a predicted model, not a curated record. Gene Ontology annotation, cellular component: TRAPPIII protein complex; cytoplasmic vesicle; phagophore assembly site. The transcript is spliced from 31 exons.